CAUCACCGAAACCAAAAUCAAUAUGGACGCUACUGCUUCAAAAGUAGAAGUGAGAGGUUUGAAAAGACCCCUUGUCGAAGAUUAUAGCGACGAAGAGGAAGAAGAAGAGCAAUACGUACACAAAGAUGAGUUUGUCGACAAAAGUAGACAAUGCCCAUACCUUGACACCAUUAACAGACAAGUUCUUGACUUUGAUUUUGAGAAAUUAUGUUCCAUAUCUCUUUCUCAUACCAAUGUAUAUGCUUGCCUAGUAUGUGGAAAAUAUUUCCAAGGCCGUGGUAAACAUUCUCAUGCAUACACUCAUAGCGUACAAGUUGGUCAUCAUGUUUUUCUUAAUUUACACACACUCAAGGUCUAUUGCCUGCCUGACAACUACGAAGUAAUUGAUUCAUCUUUAGAUGACAUUAAGUAUGUGCUUAAUCCAACUUUUCAUAAGUCAGAAGUGAUGCAACUAGAUAAAACAAAUAAACUGUCAAGAGCAUUUGAUGGCACAACCUAUCGACCAGGUGUUGUGGGACUAAACAACAUCAAAGCCAAUGAUUAUCUCAAUGUUGUUUUACAGGCAAUGUCAUUUGUUCCCACAAUUCGUGAUUUCUUUCUGCGCGAAGAGAAUUAUAAAAAUGUAAAAAUGCCACCUGGAGACAUCUCUCUUAUAUUAGCUCAAAGAUUUGGUGAAUUACUAAGAAAACUUUGGAAUCCAAGAAAUUUUAAAGCACAUGUCAGUCCUCACGAAAUGCUACAGGCAGUUGUUUUAUGUAGCAAAAAGAAAUUUCAAUUUACAGAACAAGGUGAUCCUGUUGAGUUUCUUUCCUGGUUUUUAAAUGCUCUACAUUCCAUCUUGAGACGAGGAUCAAAGUCUGGAAAAUCAAGUAUUAUUCGAAGCAUUUUUCAAGGAAAAAUGAGAGUCACUAGUAGAAAGCUACCACCUACAGAGGAUGAAGAAGCAGUAAGAAAAGAAGACAAACUACGAGUAGAUAACGAUGAAUAUAAAGAGACCGUAACAGAAACACCAUUUUGGUAUCUCUCUCUUGACACACCACCUGCACCGCUGUUCAAGGACGAAAUGCAACAGAACAUUAUACCUCAGGUCUCAAUUUUUGCGUUGUUAAGUAAAUUUGACGGUAUUACUGAAAAGGAGUACAAAACAUACAAGGAAACAUUCGUGAAAAAGUUUCAACUUACAAAACUUCCUCCUUAUUUAAUAAUAGUGAUCAAGAGAUUUACAAAGAAUAUUUUCUUUGUUGAAAAAAAUCCAACAGUUGUCAACUUUCCUGUGAAAGAAGUUGACAUGGUUGAAUAUUUAGCUCCGGAAUGUGUCAAAGAUAACCCAAAUACAAUGUAUGAUCUUAUUGCUAAUGUCUGUUAUGAAGGUCAAACAGAGGCUGAAGGUAAAAUUAGCAAGAACUAUCGUGUCCAUGUGUUUCACAAGGGUGCUAGUCAAUGGUAUGAACUUCAAGAUCUGCAUGUCAAAGAAAUACUUCCUCAAAUGAUUACCUUAUCAGAUUCUUAUAUUCAGAUUUAUGAGUUGCAGAAAAGUUGAAAGAAAAUGGGAGAUGUAUAUACAUGUGUCACAUAACAUAGCUAUAAAAUUGUACUUGUUUUUGUUAAUGCAAUUAUAAUUUUGACUCUUUUGCAA
This is a messenger RNA of Xenia sp. Carnegie-2017, 1636 nucleotides long. Its product is annotated as U4/U6.U5 tri-snRNP-associated protein 2-like. Lineage: Eukaryota; Metazoa; Cnidaria; Anthozoa; Malacalcyonacea; Xeniidae. The transcript is spliced from 20 exons. The coding region runs from base 23 to 1540 and encodes 505 amino acids. Gene Ontology annotation, biological process: protein deubiquitination; mRNA processing; spliceosomal complex assembly. Gene Ontology annotation, molecular function: zinc ion binding; cysteine-type deubiquitinase activity. The record is from RefSeq and is a predicted model, not a curated record.